This is a messenger RNA of Haplochromis burtoni (Burton's mouthbrooder), 7991 nucleotides long. It is a transcript of the gene atr, whose product is annotated as ATR serine/threonine kinase. Lineage: Eukaryota; Metazoa; Chordata; Actinopteri; Cichliformes; Cichlidae. The record is from RefSeq and is a predicted model, not a curated record. Gene Ontology annotation, cellular component: nucleus. Gene Ontology annotation, molecular function: protein serine/threonine kinase activity; protein binding. Gene Ontology annotation, biological process: telomere maintenance; DNA damage checkpoint signaling; protein phosphorylation.
AUCAAAACAGAAACGUCAUUUUGGAGCGAAAGUUUUGGAAAGACUUGACAGGCAGAAGGAGACGUGGAGAUGUGUACUGGUUAAAAUGAUUAGACAGAGCCAUAUAUUAAUGUAUUAAAGAGUUUUAUCGAACAGCGACACAAAAAGUUUAAAAAUGGAAGGUCUGGAAAUGUCUGCGAUGAUACCGGCUCUUCAGGAGCUAGCUAGUGCGAGCGCUGCAGAGUACGGCCAGGUGGUACAGAAACCUCGACAGAUUCUCUGCCAGUUCAUCGACAGGAUACUGACAGAUGUGGAUGUCGUUGCUUUAGGGCUAAGUAAGAAGUCCACCUCAGAGCCAGCCUGUGUGAUGCUGCUGGACUUUGUGCAGCACAUAGUUAAAUCUUCAUCUCUGAUGUUUGCCAACCCUGCCUGUCAGCCUGCUGAAUACCCAGAAACAACACAGAGCUGCACUGACUUCAGUAAGUGGGUGGCGGUGCGUUUCCUUCGUGUGGCAGCAGCUCCAGGCUGUGAUAUCAUCCAUGGACGGGUCUCUGCUGUGUUGUGCUCUUUAUUUCACACUCUGCGAGUCCGGGCACCAUUUAUCUUUAAUUGCCUUAUUCAGGAACUCAUAUUUCUGUCCCAGGAACUCAGCCAUAACCUGUAUGCACAUAUUUGCACACUUGCAGGACAGGGACAUGUUUUGGACAUUCACACAAAGAACCAGUGGCCUAUAAACCUCAAGUGCUUCAGUUUAUCCCCCCUCUGUGCCUCCUCAUACCUCACCCCCUCUGCCCUUGUGCUCUCCUCACCUGCUGCCUUGGAGUCGCUGACUGCCGUAACGAUCAACAUCAUAACUGAGUCUCUGAGGGGAGUCAUCUCCCGUCGUGACCUGAGUGUAGCCUGGGAAGCUGCAUGCUUCAUCCUGUCCAACGGGAACACCGGGCUGAGGAAGGCCUCCAUGGUGAUGCUGAGAACACUGGUGGAGCUCAGAGGAUUUCCUGAGAUGCAGGGCCACGAAUUCUUUGCAGCCUACUUCCAGUUGCUGGAAACACAUUCCUACUCUGCCACAGCAAACAUAAAUGAGAAGCAAGCUUACGAAGGAGAGCUGUUAAGCCUGACCCGUUGCGUGUUUCAGCAAUCGUAUGUUUCUCACUCACACUUUGAGCCCAUCCACCUCUCACAGAUGUUCGAGUGUGUUUGCACUCUUGCUGGAGCUGGCGUCAGGUUAGGUGUAGAAGUGACCGAGUCACUUUGCCUGCUGUUUAGCUUCUCGCUAUCUGUAGCACCAGUUUAUGAGAGCGCCGCGUUGCUUAGGAGGCAGCGGGUCACCGAAGUCUGCGGGACACUAGCAUGCACCGUGGGGACAGCAAAUCAAGCUGAAUGUGCAGAAGGGUUUCUCCGAGCUGCCCUGAAGGCUGAGACAGCUUUAGUGCUGCAGGAGUGUAAAGAUGGAGCAACACCUGCCAAGAAGUCUUGCAAAUCUGCCACCAGUUCAGUCGGUAAAACUCCUAAAACAUCCUCAAGCAAAGUGGACAUGCGUGUUCGCAGUAAGGUUUGGGCUGCGUUAAACAGUCGGCUGGAGGAGCUGCUGAUGCUUUUGGACUCCAGUUCUGCUAAGCCUGAGACCACCCAGAGUCUGUCUGCUCUGCAGGGACUGGCCCUCAUUCUCCAUCAGGCAGCCCUCUGCUCCUCACCUGUUAGCAGCUUGUCACCUCUCCUUUGGGUUCCCACUGAGACGCUGAGCAGGGCCCUGAAGAGCUGUCAGUCAGUGUUAGAAGGAGGAUCUCAGCCUGUGUCAAAUCGGAGCUACUUUCAGUCUGCUGUCCAGAUCACUGUCAGGGUCCUCGACUCUAUACUUUACCUGACAAUGAGCAGCCAGAAUGAUGACAGGCUCCAACAACAUGUGUGUGCUCUGUUGUCUCUUCCUUGGGUGUGUGAGAACAAGUCUGUCUCAGCCUAUAAGACUUCAGGCUUCCCUUCCUGGCUGCUAGCCUUGGCGCAGAGACUCGGUUUCUGCUACUCACCUGAGGUCCAGGCUGAUUGCGUGUCGCUGCUGGCCUUUUUACAUGGCGGUGUGUGCGAGACGUGGCGCGUGUGUGUGUUUUCAAAGGCGCUGCAGAGUCAGGAGGAGGUGGUGAGAGUAGCAGCAGUCAAGGCUUUCCCUCUUCUUCUCCACCAUCUGGGAAACAUGCACUACAACCUCAUUGGCACUACUUUGCUUUCCAAGCUGGAGGACAGUUCGGAGCAGGUGAAGAAGGAACUUGCCAGGAUCAUUGGUCAGCUGAGCUGCCUCCAAUCAGAGCUCUCCAGCCUUAGUGACAUCCACACAGACUCCCCUUGUCUUCCCAAAAUCCUUUGCCUCUCUUGUAGUCUUGAAACAGAUCAUGCUGGGAAAGCAGUGCCAUCCCUCAAGGCAUCUGUUGUUAGACCCUUCCUACCAUUGCUCAGACCACAAGCUCCAAGCACCGUGAAACAAGCUUUCCUAGAAGCUCUUCCCCACCUGUGCCAGCAUGUGAAUCUCACUGGUGCAGACAGCGAUUCCCGAGCCGUACUCUGUGCCCUGAUUGGUCUAAUGGAGGAUUCCGAUCCUGUGGUUAGAACACGCUUCAGCCAAUCAGUGCGUUUCCUGCUAGCAGAGACCACUAGAAACUCUGAGCAGGGCUCUUUGAAUGAGCUCCUGGUUGCACGUCUUAAAGAGGCAUUCAGCACUGCUAAACUUAACAGAGAUGAUGACCUGCGUAACACUCUGAUCCUCACCACUGGAGAGAUCGGCAGAGCCUCUCAGGGUAGUUUGGUGUCGUUCUCUCUGCUGCGUCUGCUCCACUGUCUCCUGUCCAAGUCGUCCCAGGUGUCUGUAGCUGCUUACACUCAAAUUCGAGCCCUGGCCACCACUAAAGGCUUGAAACUGCAGACACUCUUCAGUCAGUACAAGAACCCUAUCUGCCAGUUCCUGGUGGAGUCACUACAUUCGCGCCAUGCGUCAGCCCUGCGGAGCACACCAGAUCAAGGAACUGAGUCAGCCAAUCAGAGGGAGCUGGCUCUGGAUAUUCUUGCUCAGAUCGCGCAUGCUUUUGACUUUCCAGACCUCCACCGCUUCCUCACCCGGACCCUCCAGGUGUUGCUACCUUACCUAGCAGCAAAAGCAAGCUCUACAGGCUCUGCUCUCAUUCGAACUUUGGCCAUUGAGUUGAAGGCAAACAGGAGAGAGAUCCUGAUCAACAACUUUAAGUACAUCUUCAGCCAUCUGGUCUGUUCUUGCACAAAGGAGGAGCUGGAGAGGGCCUUUCACUACCUACAAAGUGAGACAGAAAUUGAACUGGGAUCUCUGCUACGCCAAGACUUCCAGGGUCUUCAUAAUGAGCUGCUGCUGCGUCUUGGAGAGCACUACCAACAGGUAUUCAAUGGCUUGGCAAUCCUGGCCUCCUUUGCAUCCAGUGAUGAUCCAUACCAGGGACCCCGAGACAUCACCACCUCAGAACUUAUGGCUGACUACUUACAGCCAAAGCUGCUGGGGAUUCUUGCCUUUUUCAACAUGCAGCUGCUUAGCUCCAGUGCAGGAGAAAAAGACCGCAAGAAACUGGUUUUGACAAGUGUGAUGGCUCUGAUGCGACUGAUGGGCUCCAAACACAUCAGCUCUGUCAGAGUGAAGAUGAUGACGACAUUACGCACCGGCCUGCGAUACAGAGAAGACUUCACUCUCCUCUGCUGCCAGACGUGGGAUUGUUUUGUGAGGAGUGUGGAGCCUGCACACCUGGGCCCCCUACUGAGUCACGUUAUUGUUGCUUUGCUCCCCUUGAUUCCACUGCAGCCCAAAGAAACUGCCGCCAUCAUCCGCUUCCUCAUCCUGGACAACAGGGAAGAAGUCAGUGACUACCUCCAUGAGAUUUACUUUCUACCAGACCAUCCAGAGCUAAAAGACAUCCACACAGUAAUGCAGGAUUAUAAAAAGCUGGCGGCCAGCAGCAGUGACUUGGCUGCCGCACUGCAGCUCUCCAUGAGAGCCGUCCAGCAUGAGAACGUGGACGUGAGGAUCCACGCGCUAACCAGCCUCAGGGACAUGAUGCACAGCAACCAGCGUGGAUCCGGGACGCUUGGAUCUGUCGCAAACACACACCCACGGCAACCGCAACAUCUUUGUGAGCGGAGUGGAUGAUCCUAACUUUGCCUAUGAUUUGCUGACUGAACUGACCAGAACAUUUCUGGCGUACGCUGAUGAUGUGAGAGCCCAGGACUCCGCUGCUUAUGCAAUUCAGGAACUGCUUUCCAUAUUUGAGUGUCGCGAAGGUCGAACUGACUCAGCAGGCCGACGUCUGUGGAGAAGAUUCCCCGAUCAAAUUCAAGAAAUACUGGAGCCUCACCUCAACAGCAGAUAUAAGAGCAGUCAGAAGGAGGUGAACUGGUCUAAGCUGAAGAAACCUGUGUACCUCAGCAACAGAGGCAGUAAAUUCUCUGACUGGUCAGCCACCUGGGCUGGAUACCUCAUCAGCAAGGUGAGACACGAGUUGGCCAGCAAAGUGUUCAGAUGCUGUAGUUUCAUCAUCAAACACGACUACAAGGUCACAAUCUACCUGCUGCCUCAUAUUCUGCUCUACAUGCUGCUGGGCUGCACUCCUGCAGAGCAACAAGAGGUUACAGAGGAAAUGCUGGCUGUGCUGACAGAGGGAGAUGGACAAGCCGAGGGGCUUGCCCAGAAGACGGCCUCCAGCCUGUCACAGCUGAGCACUCAGACUGUGUUCAGCAUGCUGUCACACCUUACACAGUGGAGUCGCCACAUCCUCUACUCCAAACCCAAACAUGAGAGUGGGGAUUAUCAGCGCGUGGUGGCCUUCCUGAAAGAUAUCCCGCAGGAUGUCCUGGCCAAGGCCUCUCUACGAUCCAAAGCGUACACUCGUGCCCUCAUGCACUUUGAAGCUUACAUCCUGGAAAAUAAAGAGAACAUACAAGACCAUCUCUCAUUCCUGCAGACGCUGUACGCUGCAAUGCACGAGCCGGAUGGAGUGAGAGGUGUCAACGCUCUGAGGAGGGAGGAGCCAUCACUCCAGGAACAGAUACUUGAGCAUGAAAGCAUCGGCCUGCUCCGUGACGCCACCGCGUGCUAUGACAGAGCCAUACAGCUGGAGUCAGACCAGAUCGCUCACUAUCAUGGAGUGAUGACCUCCAUGCUCGGCCUGGGACAGCUGUCCACAGUCAUCACGCAAGUCAAUGGAGUACUGGCCAACAAGCACCAGUGGAAGUCAGAACUCAACACCUACAGAGUAGAGGCAGCCUGGAAGCUUGGAAAAUGGGACCUGCUGGAAGAUUAUUUGAGUUCAGACCAGCAGUCCAGCACAUGGGGUGUGCGGCUCGGCCAGUUGCUGCUCUCAGCUAAGAAGCAGGAUGCUGAAAAUUUCUAUGAGAAGCUGAAGCUGGUGAGGAAAGAACAGGUCGUCCCUCUGUCUGCUGCCAGUUAUGAGUGUGGAACCUACCAGAGAGGAUACGAGUAUAUUGUCAGACUCCACAUGCUCAGUGAGUUGGAGCACACCUUCACUGAGCUGCUGAAACAGAGACAGGGAUCUGGGUCCAACCUCAGCCAACUGCCUCCUCAUUGGUCAGAUCGGCUGGAGAUGACGCAAAACUCUUUCAGGGCCAAGGAGCCAGUCCUGGCUCUCCGCCGUGCCCUGCUCAGUUUGGGAACGCAACCUGUAUGUCAGGAGCUGGUUGGGGAGUGCUGGUUACAAAGUGCCCGGGUUGCCAGGAAAGCAGGACACCAUCAGACCGCCUUUAACGCCCUUCUCAAUGCAGAAAAUACAAAUCUUGCUGAACUGGUCACAGAGAAGGCAAAGUGGCUUUGGUCUAAGGGCGAUGUCCACCAAGCCCUGAUUGUCCUGCAGAAGGGUGUGGCUCAGUGUUUCCCUGAAGAUCAGCCCCUGACAGAUCCUCGCAGUCUCCAGACUAAAGGCAAAGCCAUGCUGCUGGUGGGGCGCUUCAUGGAGGAGACGGCCAACUUCGAGUCUAAUGCCAUCAUGAAGACAUACAGGGAUGUGACUAACCUCCUACCAGAGUGGGAGGAUGGUAACUUCUACUUAGCCAAAUACUAUGACAAAGUCAUGCCAAUGGUGACAGAUAACAAGCUGGAGAAACAGGGUAAUCUGAUCCGUUACAUCGUCACAUUCUUCGGGAAUGCUCUGCAGUUUGGAAACCAGUAUAUCUACCAGGCCAUGCCUCGCAUGCUGUCUCUUUGGCUGGACUUUGGAGCUAAAGUGUGUGAAUGUGAGAAAGCUGGGCGAGCAGACAGACAGAUGCGACAGGAGCUGAGUAAAAUCAACACAGUAGUGAGCGAGCACUGUGCUAAGCUGGCGCCGUACCAGUUCCUGACCGCAUUUUCCCAGCUGAUCUCCAGGGUGUGUCACUCCAGCGAUGAGGUCUUCAAUGUCCUCAUGACCAUUGUGGCCAAAGUGUUCCUCACAUACCCCCAGCAAGCUAUGUGGCUAAUGACUGCGGUGUGCAAGUCAUCCUACCCCAUGCGCAUGAAUCGCUGUAAUCAGAUCCUUAAGAAAGCCGUCAGUCUUAAACAGUCCCUGGAAAAAUUCAUUGGAGAUGCCAACAGACUGACAGACAAGCUUUUGGAGCUUUGUAAUAAACCGGUGAAUGGUAACAGCACCACCCUCAGUAUGAGCAUUCACUUCAAGCAGCUAAAACGUUUGGUGGAGGAGCCGACAUUCAGUCAGAUCCUGAUCCCUCUGCAGUCUGUCCUCAUCCCAACGCUGCCCUCCACAGGCGGGGAAAACACACAGCAUGAUGCUUUUCCUGGACACUGGGCAUACCUGGAUGGUUUUGAAGACAGUGUGGAGAUCCUGGCCUCUUUGCAGAAGCCAAAGAAGAUAAGCCUGAAGGGUUCGGAUGGUCGGGGUUACACCAUGAUGUGUAAACCUAAAGAUGACCUGAGGAAGGACUGCAGACUUAUGGAGUUCAACUGUCUCAUCAAUAAGUGCCUCCGUAAAGAUGCUGAGUCCAGACGGAGGGAGCUACACAUCCGGACUUAUGCUGUGAUUCCCCUCAAUGAGGAGUGCGGCAUCAUUGAAUGGGUUAACAACACUGCCGGGCUGCGGCACAUUCUCACAAAGCUGUACAAAGAGAGAGGUAUCUACCUAUCAGGUAAAGAGCUCAGGAAGCUUAUUCUUCCCAAGACAGCUCCCUUUGAGGAAAAACUGCGAAUCCACAAGGAGGUGCUGUGUGCUCGACACCCCCCUGUCUUCUAUGAAUGGUUCCUCCGGACCUUUCCUGACCCUACGUCAUGGUACAGCAGUCGUUCAGCAUACUGCCGCUCCACUGCUGUGAUGUCCAUGGUGGGCUACAUCCUGGGUCUGGGAGAUCGCCAUGGAGAAAACAUCCUCUUUGAUUCCUUCACUGGAGAAUGUGUUCAUGUAGACUUCAACUGCCUCUUUAACAAGGGGGAGACAUUUGACGUGCCAGAGGUUGUUCCCUUUCGUCUGACUCGAAACAUGGUGCAUGCUAUGGGGCCCAUGGGCAUCGAGGGCCUCUUUAGGCAAGCCUGUGAGGUUACGAUAAGACUAAUGAGAGACCAGAGAGAGCCACUCAUGAGUGUGCUGAAGACCUUCCUUCAUGACCCACUGGUGGAGUGGAGCAAACAAGCCAAAGGACUAUCAAAAGCUCAGGCCAAUGAGACAGGAGAGAUUGUUAAUGAAAAGGCUAAAACCCACGUGUGUGACAUUGAGCAGCGCCUGCAGGGAGUGAUUAAGAGCAGGAAUAAAGUGUUGGGUCUUCCUCUGUCAAUUGAGGGGCACGUCCAUUACCUCAUACAAGAAGCCACGGAUGAUAAACUACUGUGUCAGAUGUAUUUAGGCUGGGGUCCUUACUUGUAGAAAGAAAAAGCACUCAAUUCAGAAGAUUAUAAUGCAAAUGCAAUCCAAGCACUUUUGACUGUUUGUUCCUGAGCCUUUUUCCGUUUUGAAAACAUUGAAAAUGCAGCACUGUUGUACAUUCCCUUGUAAUAAAUUAUUUUGUUGGUUAAA